AUGUCGGACAACUCCCUCCAUCUCGUCGACCUCAGCCGCAACUCUUGCGUUGAUGCGGAGCAGGAAGAUGACUUUGUCUUCUUCGACCGACCUGACACUGCCAUGGACUGGGAUAUCGUCGAUGCUCAGAACAAUGAUGCCGAGGAGAUUUGCCAGGACAGCGGCAUGGACAGCAACUUCGUUGACGGCGAUAGCUGCGGGGAGAUUGACGCCGAGUCUGAGAUUGAGAAGAACAAUGAAUUCUUGACAACCUAUGAGACCUGCGGAGUUACCUCGUGGAACAACGGCACCAAUCGGUGCAAGAAUGAAGAUGAUACCUGGAUCACGGAGAUGGAGAUGGACCUUGACAACUUAUCUAUUCACUCUGGCCUUUGGCAUGCCACAAAGUGUGUCAAUAUACCGUCGCCAGCCCCCGAUCCCAACCAUGAGUACUCCGAGCUCCUUGGUGCUACCGAAGGUGCAAAGAGCACCGGCACUAGACCCUCGAUCCCCAUCUUCUUUCUAGAGGAAUGCGAGUUGGGCAACGCUCAAUCGUUUUACGCCGACAACGACGUCACACACACCGAGCAGGCCGCGACCAAGGACAAGUCUCCCUCUCCAAGCAGUCCAAGCAGAAUCCCACGCUUGAUCAAGAACAUGAGCCCGUCGAGCAACACCGAUGUCUCGCCCAAGAUUCUGGGAGAAUUCAAGACUUGCUCGUACUCAUACUUUGCCGGACAUCGGGCGCUUCGUCGGGCGCUUCCUCCUCCAUCUGGCGGAAGGGCCACGUAUAGAAGGUGCGAGGCCUGUCUCUGA
Molecule: messenger RNA, 795 nt
Organism: Colletotrichum aenigma
Lineage: Eukaryota; Fungi; Ascomycota; Sordariomycetes; Glomerellales; Glomerellaceae
Exons: 3
Coding region: 1-795 (264 amino acids)
Source: RefSeq, a predicted model, not a curated record